AUGCCUGUAGCCCCAGGCUUACUUCAGCCAGUUUCCAACUUGAACUUCUGCGAAGUCAAGGUCUAUCUUGCACACCAAGGAGCCGACGACAAAGUUUUGGUCCAGACUUGGCUACCCCUUUCACAAGAUACCUGGAACGAGCGUUUUCAAGCUACAGGUGGCGGUGCUUGGGCUACAGGAAUGCUCGACAUCGCACUCGGCCCAGCAAUUGCUGGCGGCUAUGCAGCAUCAUCUACCGAUGGAGGGCAUUCAGUCGACUUCUUGGCUGCUGAUUGGAUGCUGAAUGAGGAAAAGGGUAUAGACUGGAACUUGGUGAACAAUUUUGCAACAAGAAGUUUAGCAGAGCAGGUGUAUGUUGGAAAAAGUCUUGUAGAGCAAUUCUACGGCCGACCACCCCGCUACUCGUACUGGAACGGGUGCUCACAAGGCGGUCGACAAGGCUUUGCUGUUGCCCAGAGAUAUCCGGGAUUACUUGACGGAGUUCUAGCUGCUGCGCCCGCCCUUAAGUUGCUAGACGUAGUUUUGUCAGGGAUCUGGCCAAUUGUUGUGAUGCAAGAGGCAGGUACGCUGGUAAGCAAUUGCGAGUUUGACUGGUUAGCAUCGAAAGCUUUGGAGGUAUGCGACAUAUUGGACGGCGCUAAGGACGGAAUCAUCGGAGACCCAGAAGAUUGUUUAUUUGACCCGAAGAGUUAUAUUGGGCAAAGGAUAGAAUGUUCUGGAUACAAAGUCGAGGUUACAGACGCUAUGUCUGAUGUGUUUCGCCGGAUUCACGAGGGUCCCACCACGACAUUCGGCAUAAAUAUUUUCCCCGGACUUCCUUAUGGGACACCCUUCAACGUUUUUUUGAACAUCACGAUCGACUCUUACGGCCUUCGCACUCUAAAUGAUCCAGCAGUGCUUGACGUAUUUCCCCGAGCUAUUCUCCUCAAGGACCCUAUGUUCAACGUCUCGAAGCUGACUACCUCUGAGUUUUUCGCGUUGUGGGUACAGGCGAAUGAGGAGUUUGGCUGGAUUCUGGACGCUGAUAAUCCAGAUCUUUCCUCCUUUCGCGACACUGGUGCGAAGCUGCUGUGUUGGCACGGCAUUAACGAUCCCAUAAUACCUUAUCAGAACACGGUCAAGUACCGCCAGCGCGUUGAGAGAGAAAUGGGAGGUGGAAAAGCAGUCGACAAUUAUUUUCGAUUGUUUCUUGCCCCAGGUGUCGGACAUUGUGGACUUGGUGUGGGCCCAGUGCCGAUCGAUCCUCUGGAAAGCUUGCGGGAUUGGGUAGAGAAGGGAGAGCCACCAGAGACGCUCACGUCGGAGACCAGAAAUCAAGAGGGCGAAUUGGUGACGAGAGAACUUUGUCGGUUCCCGGAAAAGCCGAGAUACCUGGCUACUGGAGGUAUCAACGAAGCAAGCAGCUGGGAUUGUAAGAGUGGUCUAGCGGACGGCUAUCAUUAUUCUGCAACAGAUUAG
Molecule: messenger RNA, 1458 nt
Organism: Ascochyta rabiei
Lineage: Eukaryota; Fungi; Ascomycota; Dothideomycetes; Pleosporales; Didymellaceae
Exons: 1
Coding region: 1-1458 (485 amino acids)
Source: RefSeq, a predicted model, not a curated record